Oryzias melastigma (Indian medaka) is the source of this 1170-nucleotide messenger RNA. Its product is annotated as protocadherin alpha-C1. Lineage: Eukaryota; Metazoa; Chordata; Actinopteri; Beloniformes; Adrianichthyidae. Gene Ontology annotation, molecular function: calcium ion binding. Gene Ontology annotation, biological process: homophilic cell-cell adhesion. Gene Ontology annotation, cellular component: plasma membrane. The record is from RefSeq and is a predicted model, not a curated record.
GAUGAGUAAUCCCCCUCCAGCAGAGGAACACGCUCCUCUGGAGCUCCUCUGAUCAGUAUGUGGAGAGAGUCGGACUUGCGUGACGCGCAGAACGCGGCGGACUUUCUCUCUGCAGAUGAUUCCCUCCUCUGAUGCUCACGGGGGGGUUAUGAGCAGCGCAGCUGCGCGUGCACGGGCUCAGCCGCCGCGAGGAGGUGCGAGGCGGGGAACCUGAUGACCACCGCGCGGGGUGGGGUUCGCAGAGCCGCCACGCCCCCGCGCUCGGCUCGGCGCUGUCCGGUGCUGUGGUGCUGAACGCAGGAUCAGAACGCAGCGGAGCGCCUGCAGCGCCGCGCGCAGCCACCGACCCGGCAUGGAGAAGCCUGAAGUUCCGCGGGCUGCGGCGGAAGGACCCCGCUGUGGAGAUGUUUGUCAAGUGUUUUCCGUCGCCCCCCCACCAGCCGCCUGAGCCGCUCGGAUGUGCGUAACUUGCCGCCAACAUGAUUUGGGGAAUUCUGCUGUGUUUUCUCGCAGCGCCGGUGUCUGGAUCUCUGCCUCAGGGAAGGCUGCCUUUCUUCCACGGGCACGUCUUUGAGAACUCACCGGCGGCUUCCAAAGUGAACGGACUGAGCAUUCCGGUGACGCGCGUCAACGCGCAGAAAUGGUGCCCAGCAGCCUCCGGGAUGCGCUUCAAACUGUACGGGAACGGGAGCGACGAUUUCCGCGCGUUCGCCCACCACAAGCGGGGGAAUGUUUUGCUCAAAACUUCCCGGGUGUUAGACCGAGAGCUCCGCUCGGAGUACCAGCUGAGCCUCGCGCGGUGCUGCCGGACGUGCGCGCCGGUGGCCUCGGUAAAAGUGGACGUGUUGGAUACCAACGACCACCAGCCGACUUUCCUGUCCGCCUCCAGCAUCCACAUAAGUUUGGAUGACACCGCCGCUCUCCGGAGCGUCAUCUACCGUCUGGAGGCGGCGGACGAGGACGGCGGGAAGAACGCGGAGUUGGCGUUCGUGUCCGUGCCCGCGAACGGCUCCCUCUACGUGGUCCCGAAGACCGGGGAAGUUCUGCUGGUCGACUCCAUCCUGGGGCGCAACUCCACCAUUACGGUCUACGUGUACGCCAGGGACCACGGGUGGCCCCCCCUGACCAGCAGGGCGGUGCUGAUGAGCGUGACCCCGCGGCGGUGGGGCG